UUAUAGAGCAGCAACUCCCAGAGCCAGCAACUACGACAACGACAACAAAAAGAACAUCAGCAACAGCAGCAUACAAAAUAAAACCAUACAAAAACCCAUCAAAUAAGCAAACCGAAAGCUAAUUAAGAAUAUGCGAGAAAUUCCAGCCGAAAGGAUGAUGAUGCCGUCACGUAGCUAUUUAAUUGCUCUAGUUGUGGUGACAACAUUAGCAGCCAUUUGUCAACCAUGUUCCGCUCAAAACUCUACAUUUGUGGCAACAAUUGUCAGCUCGAACAAUACGCUUCAGUCGGCGAAUGGAGCGACGCGUGUAAAUGAAACAAUAACGAUCAAUAUCAGUGAGAUAAUUGCGGCGGCAGCAACAGACACCGAUACAGACACAACGACAUCGGAAACUACAUCAUCCAGCACCACAGACGCAACAACAACCACAGCAACACCAGCAGUCACUAGCACGGCACCAACCACCACUUCGACAACCACCACAACAACACCUGCAACAACAUCAACUAGUACCACGACAACACCCGCAACAACAUCAACAAGUACUACGACUACACCCGCAACAACUUCAACUACAACCAUAGCGGCAACCACACCAACUACUACCUCAACAACACCAGCAACAACAUCCACUAGUACCACGACAACAUCCGCAACAACAUCAACUAGUACCACGACAACACCCGCAACAACUUCAACUACAACCAUAGCGGCAACCACACCAACUACUACCUCAACAACACCAGCAACAACAUCCACUAGUACCACGACAACACCAGCAACAACAUCGACUAGUACCACGACAACACCAGCAACAACAUCGACUAGUACCACGACAACACCCGCAACAACAUCAACAAGUACUACGACAACACCCGCAACAACUUCAACUACAACCAUAGCGGCAACCACACCAACUACUACCUCAACAACACCAGCAACAACAUCCACUAGUACCACGACAACAUCCGCAACAACAUCAACUAGUACCACGACAACACCCGCAACAACUUCAACUACAACCAUAGCGGCAACCACACCAACUACUACGUCAACAACACCAGCAACAACAUCCACUAGUACCACAAAUACCACCACAACAACACCAGCAACAACAUCAACUAGUACCACGACAACACCCGCAACAACUUCAACUGCAACCAUAGCGACAACCACACCAACUACUACCUCAACAACACCAGCAACAACAUUAACUAGUACAUCAACAACACCCACUACAACCAUAGCGGCAACAACAUCAACUAGUACCACGACAACACCCGCAACAACAUCCACUAGUACCACAACAACACCAGCAACAACAUCCACUACAACCGCAGCAGCAACAACAUCAACUAGUACCUCAACAACACCAACAACAACAUCAACUGGCACCACUGCAGCAUCUUCGUCAACUAGUACCACAACAACAACAACCACCAGCACAGUGGCGCCGACAACAACAACCGACGCGUAUUAUCUCUCUACGAUGUUACCGUAUCCCUAUAACAAAAAAGCGACGACCAAUAAGCCGUAUCGUCGCCACCGAAAAGGCCGCAAAGGGCGCAAUGGUAAAAAAUGGCGCCGUCGUACCACAACAAGCACCACCACCACCAGCACCACCACGGCCGAGCCCACAUCUAACUUUCUCGAUUCAAGCGAUGAGUAUGAUCAAAUUGUUGAAUUAGCCGCCAAUGGCGUUCUUGAACCUCUGCCUGGCUUGCCCCUGAAUCUAGGCAACAUUCAUAAUCAACGGAUACCACAGUAGAAGGGAAACCGUAAGACUAAAUCAAAAACACAUAUUCUAUAGUUAGUUUUAGAUGUAAGCAAAAUAAAGGCGGUGUGCCCAAUAUAAAGCA
This is a messenger RNA of Drosophila willistoni, 1859 nucleotides long. RefSeq names its product integumentary mucin C.1. The record is from RefSeq and is a predicted model, not a curated record. Lineage: Eukaryota; Metazoa; Arthropoda; Insecta; Diptera; Drosophilidae. Bases 131 to 1768 code for a protein of 545 amino acids. The transcript is spliced from 3 exons.